ACGGCGCAGGCGGCUGGCGGCGGCGGCGGGGCGCGGCCGGCAUCGCGGGGGCUGAGGAGGUGACCCCUGUGUAUUUGAGCCAGAAUUAUGGGAUUGUUUGACAAGCUGGCGGGAUGGCUCGGGCUGAAGAAAAAGGAGGUUCACGUUUUGUGCCUUGGCUUGGACAAUAGCGGCAAAACAACGAUCAUAAAUAAACUUAAACCUUCAAAUGCUCAAACUCAGGACAUCGUUCCAACGAUAGGGUUCAGUAUAGAGAAAUUCAAGACAUCAAGUUUGUCUUUCACAGUGUUUGAUAUGUCAGGUCAAGGGAGAUACAGAAACCUUUGGGAACACUACUACAAAGAAGGCCAAGCCAUUAUUUUUGUCAUUGAUAGCAGUGACAAAUUAAGAAUGGUUGUGGCCAAAGAAGAACUUGACACCCUUCUGAAUCAUCCAGAUAUUAAGCACCGUCGACUGCCUGUUCUCUUCUUUGCUAACAAGAUGGACCUCAGGGAUGCAAUAUCAUCUGUAAAAGUUUCUCAGUUACUGUCACUAGAAAACAUCAAAGACAAGCCCUGGCAUAUCUGUGCCAGUGAUGCUCUUAAAGGCGAAGGAUUACAAGAGGGUGUGGAUUGGCUCCAAGAUCAGAUCCAAGCAAUGAAGACAUGAGAGAUAAAUAAAAGACGUAUGGCGUUCUCUUACAAACUUUGUCAGUAGGUGUGCAAAUUUCCUGGAAAGGAAGAAUGAUUUAAAGAAAAUGAACAGUUCAGCGAAAAUAUACAGCGUUGAUUUGUUCCCUUUUAGUAUCUCUUCCAGGAAAACUGAAUGUAGACAACAUAGCACCUCAGGUAUGCACAUCAAUGAAUUAAAUUGAAUCUUGAGACUGGAGAGCAUAUUUUUAAAAAAGAUUUGUGUUAACAAUAAACAUCUGCAUUCAUUUGAGUUUUCAGUGAUGACUAGCCAUCAUGAAAUGCCCCUCUGUUUUUUGGGGGGACACAUUUUGACCAAAUGGGUAUAUUUAUUUUUUUGAGAAAGAAUAAUCAGCACUUCCUGAAAUACAGCUGCUGAAGAUACCUACUGAUUGUAGGUGCCCAUUUUUAGGUAUUUCUGCAAUUUUUUUAAUUGUAAAAUUUGAUGUUGGGUUUUUAGUAGCCAUCUACAACAAGCUUCUAGAAGAAUAGUUUGGUUUAAAAUAAAAGGAUCAAAUAUUCAGUGUAUUUGUUAUAGAUGACUGCAGAUGUUUUUAAGGAACUGCUUUUAAGGAAAUGUUAUGAAUUGGUUUUGUGAUAUGCCAUGGUUUUAUUUGCAUUGCCAUCAAUAAAACUUCAAAUGUACAACAUGCAAUGGUUUGGAUUUUUAACUUAAAUAUGUUCUUUGAUGGUCCUUAUAUCUUAGAGAUUUUUGAUUUUCUGUUAGUUUCACCUGGAAUUUGUUUGUCCAUUUUCCAAUGGAAAUAGCACUGUAUAUUGUAAUAAAAUGGUAUCUCUUUUGCCAAGCUUUUUUUUUAAUUGCAUAUAUUUGUUGCACUUUCUAAUAAAAUAGACUGCUCUUCCAAAUAUUUAAAGAGAAUAUGGUUGAAAGUUGUAUUUUGGAAACAAGCUAAGGGUCAGUUCACUAGUUUACUAGGUCAUUAAUAUGAAAUGUCUUAUACUUCUGUUGAGUAUAAAAACUUUUACUUUCAGGAAUAAUUGUAAUUAACUUUCUGACUUCAAAAAUAUACCAUUGGUAACAAAUUAAGCCAAUGCUAAGGACUUUAUUUGUGUUAUGCCACUUCUUCCCCUUUAAUCCCUCCUCCCUUGUCCAAGACACAAGCAGACCUGCACUGGCAAUGCUGAAAGACUGUAUUUAACUGAGUGAUUAGCUGAUCCCUCUGGGAGAUGUAAUAUGUAGGUUUUGCAAAAGCUUUCCCCCCCUUAUUAGCACAUAAAACACACAAAUGUUGUGUAAGCAAGCCUUCUAGGGCUCGCUUCAUAGAGGAAUAUUUGGAGCCAAGGGACCUGCCUGAAAUGGUAGAACAGUUUCAUGUACUUUCAGUUAUUAUUAAACAGUUAAAAUUAACUCCCCUGCUUUGCUAGAGGGAACUAAGUCUUACUGUAACACAGGAUAUUACAAUUCUGACAGUUCAGUUUUUUAUGAAAGUAUUUCUUUCAUGUGUCUUGUGAUAACUUUAACCUUCUGUCAACUCUGAAUCUAAAUAUCUAUAUAAAAUCAAAUGCAAAGGAGGAAAAAUAAAUAAUUCUGAGACGGU
Calidris pugnax (ruff) is the source of this 2227-nucleotide messenger RNA. It is a transcript of the gene ARL6, whose product is annotated as ADP ribosylation factor like GTPase 6. The transcript is spliced from 8 exons. Gene Ontology annotation, biological process: cilium assembly; protein localization to cilium; intracellular protein transport. Gene Ontology annotation, cellular component: axoneme; cytoplasm. Gene Ontology annotation, molecular function: GTPase activity; GTP binding. Lineage: Eukaryota; Metazoa; Chordata; Aves; Charadriiformes; Scolopacidae. The coding region runs from base 88 to 648 and encodes 186 amino acids. The record is from RefSeq and is a predicted model, not a curated record.